AGGUGAGUUCAAGGGGACUGCGAGCAGCUGGAGCAGCAUCGGGGAAAUACAAGGAAGAACACUCUUGUAAACCGAACAUAAACCAACGUUAUUUUUGUAUUUUCUCCCAAAGAGCCAACAUGGUGCAUUCGGAAAUGUUAUUUGUGCUGGCUUGGGCAUUGUUUGUUCCUGUAACGAGCAGCAAAAAAACUUAUGGUGACAUGUUCCUACACAAACACAAGUUCCCUUUUCCAUUCCCAAUCCCUGGAUGGCAACCGGACACUAACCCUUGGAACGAAAAUCUAUACCCUUCCUUCAAACAAGAGCUGACGCGCAGACAUGAUAAACCUCCGAGGGUGCGCCUCACGAGCGACAGUCCUGCAAUGAACGGCUCGUGCAUCUCAUUCGCUGCAGCGCUGGAGUUCCAACCAUGCCCGAAAGAGGACGCCAACGGCAACCUGGUGAACGACGAGCACUGUGACGACGGUAUGAUGGAGGCCUCAGCCAGUGGACAGGUGCGUUCAGGUUACGUGUCUAACUGGACAUCCUGGCUGGAUGACUAUGGCUUUGGCAGGUGUACGGAUCUGAAAAGGUGCAAUGUUUUUCCUGAUGGAAAACCUUUUCCCCAGACCAGUGACUGGAGACGUAGAGGUUAUGUCUAUGUGUGGCACACCAUGGGCCAGUAUUUCGAGACAUGUGAUGGCUCCUCGUCCCAUCUGACUCUGAACACCACUAACAUAACGUUCGGAGCAGGCGUAAUGGAGGUGAUGGUGUAUCGUAAACUUGAGCGCAGAAAGUACAGCCCACUCUCUACAGACAGUACCGUGUUCUUCAUAACAGAUAAGAUUCCGCUCUCUGUGAACAUUUCCCAGAAGGAAGCCGCCGACAUAACUGACAAAAAUGUCUUUGUCAGAGGGUCUGAUGUGAUAUUCAAAGUACAGAUCCACGACCCCAGUAACUACCUAAAGACGGCUGAUGCGGUAGACUUUAUUUGGGACUUUCGGGAUGGCAACCACUUGGUCACCCACAGCAAUGUGGCGACCCAUGCUUACAACAUGCUUGGAAAUGUUUCUGUCAAGCUCCUGGUAGAGGCAGCAUUCCUCAUUCCCUGCCCACCACCUACUCCCACACCAAUGCACUUUACACAGGCUCAUACCACAGCAAUGGCUACGCUACCACCUGUCACCCAGGUGAGCACUGGCAAAAUGGAGACCACAAAAGUUAUGAUCUUCACCAAUCAUUCGCCAACAACCACCCAACAAGUUCCCACAAGUGCCGUCCCAACAACUGAACCAUUCCAAACAGAUGCAGAGGUGACCUCUAGUAUUACAGCAACUCCUGUACCUGAAACAAGCUCAGCCUAUAAACAGCCCACCUCACCACCCAUGAUCAAACACAGACACUUCAAGGAGUCUGACUGUUUCCGCUAUAUGUAUGGAUCCUUUGAAGACGAGAUCAUCAUCAUUGAACCACCUCCAUGUCUGUACAGCCCACCACCCAAUCAGAUUUUAAAGGUGUCAGCCGCUAAAGUGACCAACACAUCUGUGAACUUUGUUGUGACAUGCCUGGGCAGUGUUCCCUCAGUGGCCUGUACUAUAGUGUCCGACUCUACCUGUCUGGAGGUCCAGAACAUCAUCUGUGAGGAUGUGGCCCCUUUAGGCGAAGGCUGCAAGAUUGGGUUGAAACGCAUCUUCCAAACGCCUGGCACCUACUGCAUCAACAUCACACUAGGAGUCCCCGGCGGCUUGGCUCUUGCCACAACCACAUCUGUAAUAAUUGGCAAUGGCCCAAUCAAGAACCCCUCUAAAUCAUCCCAUGUUGCCGAGGUAGUUCUAUCUUCCAGCGCUGUGCUUAUAGCAAUCUUUGCUUUCAUUGCCUUCAUGGUGUACAAGCAAUAUAAGGUGUAUCGUCCAGUUAGGGGAUCUAUGCUUGAUGAUGCUGAGAGAAAUGCUGGGGUUGGAAGUUGGCGUUUAAGCAAGCUUAGAGCAACACUGUUCCCAGCCAAUGAGGAGAGAAGCCAUUUAUUGACAGAGGGGCCAUUAUAGACUAAUCUGAGCUGUUGUAGCAAUCCAUGCAGUUGCUCUUUACUUAACAUAUCAGCUAAGCUGCAGUCUAUUAGAACAACUUGAGAAAACUGUGAUCUCAUAAGAUAAAACUGUUUACAACAGUUUACUACUGGCAUCUUCUCUAAAUGUAGCUAGAAUAACAGUUUUAAUGUAAUCAAAGCAUUUUAGUUUCAGUAGAGGCAAGCUAUAGAAAUGUUUUAAUGGCAGAUUUGGGAUGAAUGAGUUAAAAUGCCAGAUCUAUUGGGUUUAAAAUCUUUUAUAUUAAAUUCUGGAAAAGUUGAAUAAUUAUCUAAAAUGACUAAACCUUCACAAACUAACUGAACCAUAAUCCUUUACAAAAGUGUAUAUGUCAACUGCACAACAAGCACUUGCUAUAUUCUGUAAGAAUUAACAUGAUAUUAACACUGCUGUCAUACAUUAUGCAAGGCAACAGAAGAAAAGCAGCUUUGCACAUCUCAUUGUCAAUAGCUCCAUCUUUAAGUUUUAAUAAUCACUACAAAUUAUGUAAAUUUUGAAGUGCUGAACAUUGAAAAUUCUAAUAACUAUAAACAGUUUUGGCCUUUUUGAAUGAAAUGCCAUUUGAUUUGAUGUGAUACAUCAUGUGGGAGACAGGAAAAAGAAAAUAUUGUAAUUAUGGGAAAUAACAGAUUAGUUAAUGCUCUAAGAACAUAAGCUUGGUUUGAAUGAUAUAGUCUUAAAAAAGAUACUACAUUUGUGGACCAAACAGAUGCACUUUUUGUGAAUGUUUCUUACAGCUGACCAUUAUUAAGGGAUUGUUUUCUAAGAAAUCACUUUACUAGCAGGUUUCCUAGAAUUAAUUUGGCUGGGCAAUUUGUAAUAUGGAUAGGCUACACAUAGCCAUGCAUGGGUAUUGAACAUUAUUAACAGUGUUGACAGCACUCAAUUUAAAAAAUAUAUAUAAUUAGCUACUCUGUUCUUAUUAUAAAUUGUAACUUCUGAGAGAACUGGACAUACACAAACAUCUAAUAAAUGUUAUUUCAGGGCACAAUUUACUAAAAUUAUUUAGCUAAUCAUUUCAUUUACAUGACAUUUCCAGGGCAUUUUAUUUUCCCAACAAGUGAAAUUAUUAAGUAAAAACACAAGCAUCCAUUUAAUUCGAAUUUUUGUUUUUGAUGGUAUCUUCUCACCUUCAGAAAAGCAGUUUGCUAAAUGGCCCAUAGUAAUUCUUAAUCCUUGUAAAACUGUGACUUAAUUCAAUAAAAUACAUCAGAGUGCUCUGCUAACUUUAAUCUCAUGCACUCGAGCACACAUUGUGUUCUCAGUGUAUGAGUGCCCAGCUUCACACAUUCAUUUUUAAGCAUGCAUUAUUUGCAGAUUAUAUAUUUAUAUCACAUAGUCCUGCUUUGUAAAGUUUCAUUUUCACAGUAGGAUAUGUUGCAAUUGUAAUUGUGCAAACAUUCAUUUCCAUCCAAAUAUUUUAUAUUGCUUUACUUUAGGCAUUUUAUAGUAAUGACAUUCUUAUAACUAAACUCUGUAUGUUUUUCCCUGGCAACAGAAAACCGACUCUGAUCUUUGAAUUAUUGAAAAUUAAUACACAUCCCAAUAUAUUAAGGCCAAAUGACCAUGCUACCAACCCAGGGAUGUAAAUUAAUUUUAAAAAUCUAUCUAUGGUCCGAUCGUCAUUGUUUUUUAAAGUUUAUAACUCAAGUGUUUUUGGGUUAACAACAAUGUUGGAAUGAAAUAUAUUAUAUAUACACAUAUAUAUUUUGCACUAUAUCAAUCCUUAAACUAUGUGUCAGAGCAAAGCAGAGAAAACAGCAGAUAAGCAGAGAAAUGUAUGUGACACAUAUUCAUUAAUUUUUCAGGACAAAUAAUUAUUUUCCAAGACAUUUUAGGUAUUUUUCCAAAUUUGUGUGACUGGAAAACUGCACUGCAAAAUUCCAGGUUUACCGGGAUGCAUGGGAACCCUGCAUUUUGAUCAGUGAUAACCUUCUAGAUUAGGAAUGCAAGACUCACAAAUAUUAAAAGGCUUGUAUAAUCUUAAUUGCCCCAUUUAUAAGGGUCAUGGUAGACCCUUAAACAGAUUAGGGACUGAUUUUAAUACAAAUAUGUGAUCCUCAACUGAAAAAUGUAAAGGCUAAAAGAUGAACAAGUGUGUGGACAUUUGGUUAUAAACGGACAAUAAAUAACAUAACACAAACAAUGG
Messenger RNA from Xyrauchen texanus (razorback sucker), 4212 nucleotides. RefSeq names its product protein QNR-71-like. The record is from RefSeq and is a predicted model, not a curated record. The coding region runs from base 120 to 2024 and encodes 634 amino acids. Gene Ontology annotation, biological process: cell adhesion. Gene Ontology annotation, molecular function: integrin binding. Lineage: Eukaryota; Metazoa; Chordata; Actinopteri; Cypriniformes; Catostomidae. The transcript has 12 exons.